Messenger RNA from Corylus avellana, 1769 nucleotides. RefSeq names its product putative flavin-containing monooxygenase 1. Lineage: Eukaryota; Viridiplantae; Streptophyta; Magnoliopsida; Fagales; Betulaceae. The record is from RefSeq and is a predicted model, not a curated record. Gene Ontology annotation, molecular function: flavin adenine dinucleotide binding; NADP binding; N,N-dimethylaniline monooxygenase activity.
GGGAGUAGCUAGAGCACUGGAAGAAAAUGGAGAAGGAAACACAUGACAAUGCAAUAAUUUGAAAUAUAAUAAUGAUGAACAAAUUCAUAAAAGUUGAACAAUGAAGAAAAGGGUGGCCAUCAUUGGGGCAGGAACAAGUGGCCUUCUUGCUUGCAAGUAUAUAGUGGAGAAGGGCUUUAAUCCAAUUGUUUUUGAAGCUGAAGAAAGCGUAGGAGGAUUAUGGAAGCAUACUGCAGAGUCCACCAAGCUCCAAAAUGCCAAAGAAACUUACCAAUUUUCAGAUUUCCCUUGGCCUUCUUCAGUUCAAGAAGUGUAUCCUAAUCACACUCAAGUGCUGAAGUAUCUUCAAUCCUAUGCUCAACAUUUUGGCAUCGUUCCUUACAUAAAAUUCAACUCCAAAGUCAUUAGUAUAGACUAUGUUGGAGAGUCUUAUGAAGAGAUGGAGUCAAGGGAUCUAUGGGGAGGAACAGGCAAGCCUUUUGGCUCUAGAGGGAAAUGGCACAUUAUAGUCCAAGACACCAAAAGUUGCUCAGAAGAGGAGCACCAAGUUGAGUUUGUGGUUCUCUGUAUUGGAAGAUUCAGUGGUCUCCCAAACAUACCCGAGUUCCCUCCAGAUCAAGGCCCGGAAGUAUUCAAUGGUAAGGUGAUCCAUUCCAUGGACUACUCUGAUAUGGACAAGGCCAGUGCUGCAGAAUUGAUUAGAAGAAAGAGAAUUGCAAUCGUUGGCUCACAGAAAUCUGCAAUUGACAUUGCAGGAGAAUGUUCAAAUGCAAAUGGAGUUGAGUACCCUUGCACAAUGAUUCAGAGGACUGCUCAUUGGUUUCUCCCCAGCGGCUCUUUGUGGGGAGUAAGCCUUGGUUUCUUGUACUUCAAUCGCUUUUCAGAGCUUUUGGUUCAUAAGCCUGGUGAAACUUUCCUACUUAAGUUUUUGGCAACCAUGCUUUCACCCUUGAGAUGGGGAGUCUCAAAAUUUGUUGAGAGCUAUCUUAGAUGGAAAUUCCCAUUGAAGAAAUAUGGAAUGAUACCUAAACACAGCUUUCUGGAAGGUUUCUCUUCAUGUCAGAUUGGAAUGCUGCCUGAAAAUUUUUAUGACAAAGUCGAAGAAGGAAGCAUCCUUUUGAAGAAAUCACAAAGUCUUAGCUUCUGUAAGGAGGGUCUGAUCAUUGAUGGAGAACCUCAGCCACUAAAAACAGAUCUUGUAAUCCUAGCCACUGGAUACAAGGGUGACCAAAAGCUGAAGAACAUGUUCAAAUCACACAUCUUCCAAAAACACAUUUUUGGUUCAGCAACCUCAAUAGUUCCUCUUUACAGACAGAUUAUUCAUCCUCGGAUUCCACAACUAGCAGUAAUAGGAUAUGCAGAGGGUUACUUCAAUCUGUGCAACUCGGAAAUCAGAUGUCAAUGGCUAACAUAUUUCCUUGAUGGGAAUCUUCAAUUGCCUUGUGUAAGAGACAUGGAUAAGGAUGUCAUGAUGUGGGAAAAGAACAUGAAGCAAUAUGCUGGGAGGAAUUUCAGGAGGUCAUGUAUUGGGAGCACUAACAUUUGGUACAAUGAUCAAAUGUGCAAAGACAUGGGAUGUAAGCAUAAAAGAAAGAAGGGGAUGUUUGCAGAGUAUUUUCAACCAUAUGGAUCAAUAGAUUAUGCAGGUCUCAUCAGUGAGGCAGGAACGAAGUUCAAGUAGCUGGAAAUAAUCUAAACAAAUUGUAAAAGAGAUAAAUGAGACUUAGCUCUACUAUUUUCUUUAUAAAAUCUCUAAUAUAAACUUUGGA